Molecule: messenger RNA, 2468 nt
Organism: Colossoma macropomum (tambaqui)
Lineage: Eukaryota; Metazoa; Chordata; Actinopteri; Characiformes; Serrasalmidae
Product: dual specificity tyrosine-phosphorylation-regulated kinase 4-like
Exons: 14
Coding region: 137-1969 (610 amino acids)
Biological process (GO): peptidyl-threonine phosphorylation; peptidyl-serine phosphorylation
Cellular component (GO): nucleus
Molecular function (GO): protein serine/threonine kinase activity; protein serine/threonine/tyrosine kinase activity; ATP binding
Source: RefSeq, a predicted model, not a curated record
AUCAGUGGAAUCAGCGGCUGAAGGUGACGCGCGCGCGUCACAAAAGCGAACUAUGAAGUUGUAUUCAGAGACGGAGACGGAGAGUGACUGCUGGGACUGAAAUCACACGAGAAAGUCAAAGUUAAUCGAUGAAGAGAUGUUUCCAGAGAUAAACAGCAAGGGUGGGAAGCCUGAUGCCCUCCCACAACAGCUUAACAAACUGUAUAGUGAGAAUGCUCGCCUGGGAUCUGCCCGGCCCAGCAAGCUGAGCAAUGGAACAGGUGUUGGCGCUCUCCCAAAACUGAAUUCAAAGCCACAGUCUGUCCACCCUGCUAAAUCCAACUUUCAACUCUGUGGCACUUUGCCUCACAUCAGCGACAAACGCCAGCCCAACAACCUUCCAGUCCAACAGGGACGUCUUCAUGAGAAGACCUUGGAAUUCAAAUCCACUCGGCAGAACCUUUCAGAGUGCAUUGACACCAAGAGCCCAUUCAACAAGCAAGAGUGCGAGAGACUGUUGGAGGGAUAUGCACUCCCCAUGGCUCCCACAGAUGUGCUGAAGUACUUUGGAAAGACAUUGACUGGAUUUGAGCAGGAUGAGGUGUUGGACUAUUCCGAGAUCUGGUACUUGGGCCUGAACUCAAAGAAGAUUGAUGGAUCCCUUAGCAAGGACCAUAAUUCUGGCUAUGAUGAUGAGAGUGGCACUUACAAAAAUGUUAUUCAUGACCAUAUUGCUUACCGCUAUGAAGUGUUGGACAUGAUUGGAAAGGGAUCCUUUGGACAGGUCUUUAAAUGUUUGGAUCACAGAACCAAUGAAAUGGUGGCUAUUAAAAUUAUUCGUAACAAGAAGAGGUUUCAUCAGCAGGCAAUGGUGGAACUAAAGAUUCUGGAUGUCUUGCGGAGGAAGGACAGAGGAAAUUCCUACAAUGUCAUCCACAUGAAGGACUACUUCUACUUCCGCAAUCACCUAUGCAUCACUUUUGAGCUCUUGGGACCGAACCUGUAUGAGCUCGUAAAGAAGAACCGCUAUCAUGGCUUAAGCCAGGCUCUGGUGUGCCGAAUUGCUCAAGCUCUGCUGAAGUGCCUGCAGAUGCUGAAGAAGGAGAAGAUCAUCCACUGUGACCUUAAGCCUGAGAACAUCCUGCUGUCACCAAAAGGCCAAGGCAGCAUCAAGGUGAUUGAUUUUGGAUCCAGCUGCUAUGAGCAUCAGAGAGUGUACACGUACAUCCAGAGUCGUUUUUACCGCUCUCCAGAGGUGAUUAUGGGUCAGCCCUACACCUCCUCUAUUGACAUGUGGAGCCUGGGCUGCAUUCUGGCUGAGCUUUACACAGGCUUGCCUCUUUUCCCUGGAGAGAACGAGGCUGAGCAGAUCGCAUGCAUGAUGGAGGUGCUUGGACUUCCACCCACUGACUUUCUCCAGACUUCUUCCAGGAGGAAAUUGUUCUUUGAUUUUAAGGGAAACCCCAGGAACAUAAUCAAUAGCAAAGGCUUGAGUAGAAUGCCCAGUUCCAAAGAUCUGGCUGUUGUUCUAAAGACCAAUGACCAGAUGUUUCUGGACUUUAUCAAGCGCUGCCUCAGGUGGGACCCUAACAAGCGCCUCACCCCAGAGGAGGCCAUGCGACAUGCGUGGAUACAGGACUGCUGCCAUAAGAGCCGGCCCAAGACUCGACCUCUGAGGAACAGCAGCAUGGACACCCACACUGGGCUUGCCUACCUCAAAGCAGUUAAUAACAGGGCUGGGGAGAAGUCCCUGUUUAAUGGCUCUGAAAAGUCCAGGAAGGAGCUCUCAAGCCAAGUGAAGCCCAUGUCAGCAGAGCGUUGCCGACCAUUAAGAGCCUCUGCAGUGGAUCAGAAUGAGGAAGGCUGUGUCUCGAAUUGCAGAGAGAGCAGCGGGAAACAGGGAUCAUCUUUGGGAGGACAUUAUGUGCACAUUAUCAUUGAGCCACCAGAAGAUAUCACCAAUGAGCCAGACUGCCAGGAGCAGUUUUAGAAGCAGCGCCUGACAGCGUCAGGUUGGGUAUAAGACAGAAGAGGUGACCUUUUAUGUUGCAAAAUCAUUGUGCAUUGAUAAACUGGAAAAUAUGCCAUUUAUAUUUUUAGGCACUGUUGGGAUAGAUUGCUAUACAGACUUCUGUUUUUCAAAAUGAUUAAACUAUUAGUUAGCAAAAUGUGAUGAAGAUGUUACUGACAUUCAAAAAGAAGGACUUAGGUGUUUAUUAGUGUCAGUGUUUUUCUACUAUUUUAGUGGCCGUUUAAUGGCCAGGAGGGAGCCUUCAAUUGCUGUGUAGAUGUUGCAUAAAGCUUAUAACAAAGCAAUAAAAACAUAAAAUAACUACAAAACAAUAUAUACACAAACAGCUACAAACAUUCACAAAACUCAAAAAGUUAACAAACAAAAAUAUGUUUUUUGGAGACAGAGGGUCAGUAGUAGACUGUUCCAAAGCCUCGGUGCUGCAAAAACCUGGUCGCCUUUGAACCUUAGCCGAGAC